AUGGCAAAGUUCCUUGAUUAUUCACGUCGUCCUGCAUCAGCAUCUACAGUUGCAACAACAUGGUCUCAUAGUACUUCAGUUUCAAUUGGACAUAAUGUUCCUAAUCGACACAUACCCGUUAUCAAGGGUGAUGUAAAUUUUAUCAACACAAAUAAUACUACAGAAUUCACAGAUGAUGAUGCUGUUCCAUCACAUUAUAUAAAAGAAGUACUUGAACGAAUUGCUCAAUUAUCAAUCAAUUCAAUUGAUUAUGAAGAUGCACUUGAAUUUAUCUAUGAUCUAUUCUAUAUGCAUUCACCCUGUAAUCAAGAUGAUUCACGUAUAGGACGUUUAUUAAUUGAACAUGAUUAUUGUUCUAUAGUUCAUCAUUGUUUAAUUGAAUAUAUAAAAACUGGUAUAUUCAGUAAUAUAUCAGCAAGACGUUCAACACAAUUUAUUCUCUAUACAUUAUGGAAUUUCAGUGGUAUAAGUAUUGAAUUUCGUCUUUAUUUAUCAAAUAAUCAAAAAUUAAUUCAAUUUCUAUUAACAAAUUUACUAGAUUAUUUAAAAAAUUUGAAUACUGAACAAUAUCCAAUAGCAGUUAUUAAUAAUUUAAUACAAUCAAUCAUAAGUAUUGUACAUAAUAUAACACUUAAUAAAAAUCAUUUAAAUAUUGAACAAACAUUUCAUAUUAUAAAUCAACUUCUUUUACAACAAGAACCACGAAAAACAAAUGAACGUUUUCGUAUAACAUUACUUCUUUGUUUAAUGAAUCUUAAUUCCAAACAAAUUUAUCAAAAUAUAAAUAUUUAUCAAUCAUCAUUCAAAUUACUUUUUCAUUUAUUAAAAAAAAUUGUUCAACAAGAAAUUCUUAUGAUAAGUACAGGUUUAUCAGCAUGGAUUAUAGCAUAUGCACUUAAUAAAAUGCCAAUUGAUAUUAUAUUAAUGGAUGAUAAUCGUCUUUAUUCAUUCAUAAUUUUAUUUAAACGUGGUAUGCGAGAAGAAAAAUUACAAGCAAUUAUAACACUAGAUCGUUGUUUACAAAAGUCAAUACAUGCUAAAGAAAUUCUAGAGAAAGAUACAACUUGUUGGAAUUUAUUUCAACAAUAUAAAAUUUUUCUUGAUAAUGAAGAAAUUAAUUAA
This is a messenger RNA of Adineta steineri, 1122 nucleotides long. The record is from the annotation of a GenBank genome assembly. Lineage: Eukaryota; Metazoa; Rotifera; Eurotatoria; Adinetida; Adinetidae.